AUGGCUGAAUACGAUGUUGACCCCGACUCUUGCAAUGGGGGCUAUUCCUUUGUGAGAGCCACCUCUCAUUAUGUUUCAGAAAUUCACACCAUUGUCAAAGCAGCAUAUUCCAAGUACAUCGACCGCAUCGGCAAGGAGCCAGCCCCCAUGAAAGCCGACUACAACCAACUCAUCGAAUCCCACAUGGUUUACGUACUCGAGAACGACCAGAGCGGCCAAGUGGUCGGAGCCAUUCUUCUUCGGCAUGAUCCGGCGGCAGACGCACUCCACAUAGACAAUAUGGUCGUUGCCCCAGCCGCCCAGGGACGUGGCUUUGGACAUGCUUUCAUGGAAUGUGCCGAGGACGUCGCGAGGGCUUGUGAAUGCACGAAUCUGCAACUCUACACCAACGUCAAAAUGGUUGAGAACCUCGUUAUUUACCCCAAACUGGGCUUCGUCGAGACGGAAAGGAGGACAGAAGACGGGUACGAGAGGGUUUAUUUCCGCAGGGAUCUGGAGGCAGGCAAAUGA
This is a messenger RNA of Colletotrichum graminicola M1.001, 510 nucleotides long. Its product is annotated as acetyltransferase. Lineage: Eukaryota; Fungi; Ascomycota; Sordariomycetes; Glomerellales; Glomerellaceae. Gene Ontology annotation, molecular function: acyltransferase activity, transferring groups other than amino-acyl groups. The record is from RefSeq and is a predicted model, not a curated record. Bases 1 to 510 code for a protein of 169 amino acids. The transcript has a single exon.